AUGAUUCGCAUGAACCUCGCGAAAUUCUACAGCUCGAGACGGCCCUCUAAUCUCGAUGAAAUUCGCCGCGUUGUGGAGAGUGUGCUGAGCGAUAAACAACAAUCCAGGAAUCUUUCGGAAACCAAAGGAGAAGAUGCGCAGAUUUGGCUGGAUACACUUCAAGUGCUCGCUGAAGUUCCUGAGGUGGGGAACAAACUACGUUCGUCGAUUCUCAAGGUGAUGCUUCACCUGUCCAAGCGGUCCGGCCUCUGCCCACAAUGCCUCAUGAUCAAAAACGUGAAAAGACUCGGAGAUUAUCCUGUUGGAGGUGGUGGUUUUGGAGAUGUAUGGAAGGGCAAAAUCGGGGCGCAAAUUGUGUGCUUGAAGGUUGUGAAGGUUUACUUGGUUUCUGAUGUACAAGAUCUACUGAAGGAAUACAUGCGAGAAGCGAUUGUUUGGCAGCAGCUCAGACAUCCUAAUAUCCUCCCGUUCCUGUGA
Molecule: messenger RNA, 477 nt
Organism: Marasmius oreades (fairy-ring Marasmius)
Lineage: Eukaryota; Fungi; Basidiomycota; Agaricomycetes; Agaricales; Marasmiaceae
Exons: 4
Coding region: 1-477 (158 amino acids)
Biological process (GO): protein phosphorylation
Molecular function (GO): ATP binding; protein kinase activity
Source: RefSeq, a predicted model, not a curated record